AUAAUUAAUAUUUUUACUAGUUUUAAAUUUGCGAAAACAUUAAUGUAUGCCUGGGAUUAGUGUUAAAGACGUUAAUCAACACGAUUUCGUAAAGGCGUUAGCCGCUUUUAUAAAAAAAAAUGGCAAAUUAAAGGUUCCAGACUGGACAGAUGUUGUCAAGUUGGGUGUGCACAAGGAACUGGCUCCAUAUGAUGAAGAUUGGUUCUACACCAGAACUGCCUCGAUCGCUCGCCACAUGUACAUCAGAUCACCUGUUGGAGUUGGAGGACUAACAAAAAUUUAUGGAGGUCGCAAAAACAAUGGCACUCGUCCCUCGCAUUUUGUCAGGGGGUCCAGUUCUGUUGCCAGGAAAGCUGUGCAAGCUUUGGAAGGUCUCAAAUGGGUUGAAAAGGAUGCCAAUGGUGGCCGCAGGCUAACAGCAGCAGGAAGGAGAGAUUUGGACCGCAUAGCUGUCAAGUUGGCUGCUGAAAGUUCCUCUGCAUCUAAAAUUCAAUAAUUAGACAUGACGCUAAUUUUGUUGAAUCUUCAAUAAAAUAAAUUAACAGUUC
Molecule: messenger RNA, 548 nt
Organism: Helobdella robusta
Lineage: Eukaryota; Metazoa; Annelida; Clitellata; Rhynchobdellida; Glossiphoniidae
Exons: 5
Coding region: 47-496 (149 amino acids)
Biological process (GO): ribosomal small subunit assembly; translation
Cellular component (GO): cytosolic small ribosomal subunit; ribosome
Molecular function (GO): RNA binding; structural constituent of ribosome
Source: RefSeq, a predicted model, not a curated record